Messenger RNA from Amphibalanus amphitrite, 1149 nucleotides. RefSeq names its product translocon-associated protein subunit beta-like. The coding region runs from base 254 to 874 and encodes 206 amino acids. The record is from RefSeq and is a predicted model, not a curated record. NCBI's taxonomy places the organism in Eukaryota, Metazoa, Arthropoda, Thecostraca, Balanomorpha, Balanidae. The transcript is spliced from 5 exons. Gene Ontology annotation, cellular component: endoplasmic reticulum; membrane.
UAAGGUUUGCUUGUUAUGAUAGUCCUUUAUUUAUUUUCCUGACUCAUAUUUCAUACUAUUACUACUUUUUUGGCCAAAAGUCGAUCAAAAAGUAAGAAACGAAUCCCAUUUUCAGAUAUUUGUUUCACUGAUUUUUAGCCUUCACAGCAGAACUUCCACAUUUUCCUUUCCUCACAGCUGAUUAGCGUCGCACAAGCGCAUCAUCUGUCUCCUGUUUCACUUGACGCCGGUAGCUUGAAGAACUGUGAAUACAAUGAAGCACAUGCUAGUCUUCGCCGGCCUUCUGGCGGUGGUUGCGGUGAGCCAGGCCGAUGUCACUGCUGAGGACCAGUUUAAGGUCGAGGAGGAUAGCAUAGCCAGGGUCCUGGCACAGAAACUGAUCCAGAACAAGUACCUCGUGGAAGGCCAGGACGUCGUGGUGCGCUACUCCCUCUUCAACGUCGGCUCGGCAGCGGCACUCAACGUGCGGGUUCAGGAGGCCGGCUUUGGUGCGGGCGACUUCGACAUUGUCGCCGGGAAGGCGGACUUCACUCUGGACCGGCUGGCACCGGGCGCUAACGCCAGCCACACACUGGUGGUGAGACCGCUGAAGUACGGCUACUAUAACUUCACGGCGGCCACCGUGUCGUAUCUGGACAGCGAGACCGCCUCUGAGCCCACGGUCGGCUUCACCAGUGAGCCAGGAGAGGGCGGCAUCGUCGCCUUCCGCGACUACAACAAGAAGUUUUCCUCUCACCUGCUGGACUGGCUGGUGUUUGCCGUGAUGACUCUGCCCUCCCUCGGCAUCCCGUUCGCCCUCUGGUACUCGUCAAAGUCAAAGUAUGACGCCGUCAUCGCCGAAAAACGGGCCGACGCCGGCAAAAAGCGAGAGUGAACACCGAGAGACAUAUGGGGGAGUGUGGUGAACUUAAAGUGCCUGGUGCGCUCGACAGGUGGCUGGGAACGGGCGUUUUUGUAAUAAACUUGUACAAAGAGAACGCGCUGUUGUGUUUCGUGUUCCGCUGUGUCUGCUGGUGAACAGCUUUUGUUGAGAGAUGUUUUAACAGAUGUCUUAUCUUUCAGGUUAACAUUCCGGGGCGUUAGGGACUGAAACCCAAAAAGGCAGCCUUCAUUUUGAGUUGGAUCAUGAAAUAAAUUUAUGGAACUGUC